Molecule: messenger RNA, 1248 nt
Organism: Rotaria socialis
Lineage: Eukaryota; Metazoa; Rotifera; Eurotatoria; Philodinida; Philodinidae
Source: the annotation of a GenBank genome assembly
AUGGCUCCCAAUGGUGAAAUAGAACGUCACUUUUGUACAUCGACAAAUUCAAUACAACCGACAGUUAACUUAGCCGAUCGUUUAUAUUUGUUUAUCGACGGUCAAUGGUAUGAUCUUACUCAAUGGCAACAUCAACAUCCAGGAGGCUCAGAUAUUCUUCAAAAUUUAAAUCGAAGAGAUGCUACAGAUGCAUUCUAUUCUCUUCAUAGCGAAGAGGCGAUUAAAAGACUUUCGUGCUUGAAGCCAUGUUCAUCUCUUCAUAUUCAAUCGUUAUUACCAACAAUAGAACCGACUAAUCUUACAUUAUCAUUUCGAUUAUUACGAGAAAAUUUAAUUAAGAAUGGAUAUUUUAAUCGAUCUUUAUUUUGGGAAUUAUUCUAUCACGUAUCAGUUUAUAUUUUAUGUUUAUUUGGUAUGUUUUGUCAUUUUUCUUGGGGUUAUCAUCUUUUAGGUAUACUUCUCAUUGGAUUUGGCAUGCAACAAGCUGGCUGGAUUGGCCAUGAUUAUGGCCAUGGACGUGGUAUAUGGAUGCGAUGGCUUUGCCGAAUAUUAAGUGGUUCUAUCAAUGCAUUUAGUCCAACAUGGUGGUCACAUAAACAUAAUACACAUCAUGUUUAUACUAAUAAUAUUGGCAUUGAUACUGAUGUAGAUACGGAACCCAUAUUUCAUUUAUUUUUUCCUUCGAAAGACAAUGAUGUAUGGUUUCGAGCUUAUCAACAUUGGUAUUUUAUACCGGUAUAUUCCUUAUUAUAUAUAAAUUGGCGAUGGCAAUCGUUUCAACAUUCGUUGUAUACGUUUAAAUAUCUUGAACUUAUUUUAAUGAUACCCAAUUAUCUAUGGCUUUAUAUGCUUGGUUGGCAAGUAGCAUUUGGUUCUAUUCUUUUCGGAGGUUUUCUUGUCGCUUGUAUCGUCACGGCUACACAUCAAAGUGAAGAAAUGUUAAUUGAUUCACGCUAUCCAUUUGUUGAAACACAAUUUUUAACAACUUGCGAUGCAUAUUGUAAUAAUUUUUUUAUGGAGUGGCUAUGGGGUGGAAUGCAAUAUCAACUUGAACAUCAUCUAUUUCCAACGAUGCCAAAAUAUAAUUAUGUACGCGUAAGAUCAAUUCUUCAACAAUGGACAAAAGAAAAUGGAAUCGAAUAUCGAUGUUCAAGUGUUUGGUCAAUGUGGUAUCGAAAUUAUCUGACAUUAAAACAUUUUUCAAGUCAAAGAACAAACAUUAAAGAUAAAACAUGGAAAAAACGAUGA